This is a messenger RNA of Perca flavescens (yellow perch), 2126 nucleotides long. RefSeq names its product tripartite motif containing 44 (gene trim44). Gene Ontology annotation, molecular function: zinc ion binding. Lineage: Eukaryota; Metazoa; Chordata; Actinopteri; Perciformes; Percidae. The record is from RefSeq and is a predicted model, not a curated record. The transcript has 6 exons. The coding region runs from base 339 to 1454 and encodes 371 amino acids.
ACACACACACACACACACACACACACACAGGAGACUACGAGCAGGAAGUAGAAAAAAAAAGCAGACAAAUAAGGAAGUAAAUGCUGUGGGAUCGAAGCUGGAGCCUCUUAUCUGCUGUAAAGUGAAAGUAGAUCAGUCGACAGCUCAGUAACGUUAAUAGAAUUCAAGGCACAACGGCUGUGCUAAGGAACUUAGCUAGCUGUCAAGCUAAUUUCUUCACUGCCCAGUGCCUCCACAUUAACGUUAUUCCAAAACAUACCCUAGACAGGAAAACAGAAGGCGAGAAAAGACACACUCGAGACUUACGUCUCUUAUCUCCAAAAUUAUAAUCCGCCACCAUGGAUCGCAAAGGGGAACCCCAGGAAGGAGCUAUGGGGCUGAAACACGAGGAGCUGCCGCAGAUGGACGGCUUAUGUGAUGCGUGCGAGCCUGAUGAGGCCCAGCCGGCCACACAAGUAUGCCACACCUGCAGCUUUGCCUUCUGUUCUGUCCAUGCUGACAGACAUGCCAGCAGCACACGUCACCCCAUAAUGCCUUACAACCAUGAGGUGACACAAGCUAAUGGACUUGGCACCAACAGAUGCUCCAGAGUUGGAGACGGAGCUGAAGAUGUGGCUGGUGCCGAGAGGGCAGCUGGAAUGGGCGUGAAUCAGGAGAUGGCGCCACUCGGUGUGGCAGUGGCUAAUGGCGAUGAGAGCGGCGACGCCGGGGAAAGGGAAGGAGCCAGGGAUGGUGUACAGUUGGAGGGCGGGCUGGGUGACGGAGCUGAGGGUGCAGAAGCAGGGCGAGAGGUCGUGGCUGCCAGAGAGGCGGGGAAGAGGGACACUGUGACAGUAGAGAGACUGCGCUGCAAGGAGCAUGGACAGGAAGGAUCCCUCUACUGUAAACCGGAUGAGAAGAUCAUCUGCGUGGUGUGUGCCGUGCAGGGUGAGCACCGUGAGCAUGAGAUCAUCACCCUGCAUGAGGCAUACGUGUGGCAGAAGAGCAGGCAAGGUUAUGACCUGCUGGGCUGUACGCAACAGAUGGGUGAGAAGAUCAAGACCAAGUGGACCAACCCCGAGAUGUCAACAGAGGAGCUGGAGGCGUAUGUGAACAGCCAGUUUGACGAGCUCCGCAAACUGGUGCGUCUGGAAGAGAAGAGGACCCUUCAUCUGGUUGACCUCAAAGAGGCGUUCCUGACAGCAUCCGCUGCUGAGAAAAUCGCCGAGAUCUCCGUGGAAACCGAGCGCCUGCAGGAAGAGAUGGACAACAUCACACACCAGCUGUGCCUGCUGGAGCGAGCUGAGGCGUUGGGUCCUGCUGUGGCAGCGCAGGCACUCGCAGCAGCACCAGCCCACCGGGUGCAGCGUGACAUUGAGGCCAGGCCAAGGCUGCCAGAGCCGAGGGCGGAGCCCAUGGACCAACGGGACUUUGACGACAAUAAUUCUGGACCAUCCAUGGACCACGCCCCCUAAAACCAGCAGACCAGACUCCUGCUACAUCCACCUGGCCUUCAGUGUCGGCUUCAGCCAGCCGUCAGCCCUGUUGAGCUGUCAGGCUGGCCCUCUCUCUCUCUCUCUCCUCUCUCUCUCUCUCUCUCUCUCUCUCUCUCUCUCUCUCUCUCUCUCUCUCUGUCAGCCAUCUCUUUUACCCUGCUCCCCUCCCCUUCCCCCCCUCCCCCUCUCCCGGGGAGCUGACCUUGAAGAGGGCUGCUGUGACAAAUAUGGAUGGCCACGUCUGUUCUGCUCUCAAACUCUUUUUUUUUUUUUUUUUUUGAAUUCCUCACUAGCUACUAACUUUCUUUAAUUGAGGCACACAAAGUUAUGUGCAAUCAAUUACCAUCAGGCUCAAUUUCCACAGCCAGUCAGAUCCUUGGCUUUAGUGGCGAGCCGGGCUGACUCAGAGAGGAGCCUGGGUAGGCAGCUGAGCGGAGCAUCUGUUAAGCCCGACAGAUGUCAGAAAUGGGAAAUUCUUUGACGCAGUGUGCUUCACACUUCAUUUAUGUACAAUAUCAUUUUGUUUCUGUCAUUUUGACAAACAUUCUGGACUCUCCCAGACAAAGAAAGGGAAUCUUUUCCAGAUGCCACAAAUGCCUUACGUCUUCAAGAGAAUAUGUUAUGUUAUAUUUUGAUUGUAAAAAAAAAAAA